This is a messenger RNA of Phyllostomus discolor (pale spear-nosed bat), 1887 nucleotides long. Its product is annotated as zinc finger protein 883-like. The record is from RefSeq and is a predicted model, not a curated record. NCBI's taxonomy places the organism in Eukaryota, Metazoa, Chordata, Mammalia, Chiroptera, Phyllostomidae. Gene Ontology annotation, biological process: regulation of transcription by RNA polymerase II. The coding region runs from base 1184 to 1828 and encodes 214 amino acids. The transcript has a single exon. Gene Ontology annotation, molecular function: DNA-binding transcription factor activity, RNA polymerase II-specific; RNA polymerase II cis-regulatory region sequence-specific DNA binding.
UUGUUUCUUCCUUUUUUUGUUUUAGAUUUACUCCUGUACUAAAUUCUUACUAGUAAUUUCCCAUUCCGGGCCCUCAUCAUUUAUGUUAUACUUUUCUGCUGAAUUUGAAAAUCUUAUUCUUGCAUUAUCCACUUUAGAUUAAAUUAACAAGCAUCUUCACCUAAAACAUCACAUAUUUACGUUAUUACUAUAGCAGAAAACUUCAAUUUUUUUAAUCUCCCACUACAUGGCAUUGAAUGGCUCUUUAGUUGUCAGAGUGUUUUAUUGUUCAAUUCCACUUCUCUUUUCCCCAUUUAUUUUUUACCUUCGCUCUACAAAUACUUACAUUUGAGGUAGUGUCACUAACUUUUUGUCCCAUCACGUACUUUGUUGUAUCUUCACCUUUGAGUAAAUUGUCCAUUUCAUCUCAGUAGCUGCUGUUUCUUUUUCUGUGCCUAUCUACAGUGAUCCUUCUUUAAACUUACAUAUAAAUCAGGGCUUACCCUGUAUAACCUUUUGUUUUAUACAUAUCACUGGUUUAUUUUUAUUAUAUUUUUUCCAUAAUUGAUGAGCAAGUUUUCUUUUCCCCUUUUGUAUUUCAGAGGAAAGAGACAUGGUCUUCCACUUAGUUUGGGACCCUAUAGCCAAAGUCAGAGAAUCAACUCCCAAACAGAACACUUCUGAAAAACAAGUAGUGCCAUGGUGUGACACUAGAAAAAUUUAGCAAAUUUUCAAAUGAUGAUUUCUAAAAUUUCACAUUAGAAGAACUGGAAUUUGAUAACCAGUUUGAGAAACACCAGUAAAACUAAAUUACAAGGAAACUCAAUUCAAGAGAAAGGCCAUGAAUAUAACUUGGGGGAAAUAUUUAAUCUGAGCUCAAACUUUUUUAAACAACUGUGAGUUUCUAAAAGAUAAAGAUUUCAUAAUGGCGAUACAAAUGGUAGGAGCUUAAAGCGUAAGUCUGCUUCAACUGAUUUUUUAAAAGGCAAUUUAUAAAUGAAAAAUAAUUUAUUAGAUAUAAGUAAGGAUGCAUUUAUAUCUAAAAUCUUACUUAUUCUAGGAACAAUUUAAAGGUGAGGCCAUAGUUCAGUGGUCAUGGAAUCUGAGAAAAUAGAAAAUUUAUGUGAGAGAGAGAGAGAGACAUGAAUGUAAACUAUGUGGUAAAACCUUCAGCCGGAACAGUAACCUUAUCCAGCAUCAAAGGAUGCAUACUGGAGAGAACCCUUAUGAAUGUCAUGAAUGUGGGAAAGCUUUUAGCAACAUUUCAGCCCUUACUCAACAUCACAGAAUUCACACUGGGGAGAAACCUUAUGAGUGUAAUGAAUGUGAAAAAGCCUUCAGCCACAGGUCCUGCCUUAGAAAUCAUGAGAGAAUUCAUAUGGGAGAAAAGCCCUAUCCUUGCCAUGAGUGUGGGAAAGCUUUUAGCCAUAUUUCAGCCCUCACUCAACAUCACGGAAUUCAUACUGGAAAGAAACUGUAUGCAUGUAUUGAGUGUGGAGAAAGCUUCAGCCAGAGCACCCAUCUUAUUGAGCAUCAGGGAAUUCAUUCUGGGGAGAAAUCCUACCAGUGUAAGGAAUGUCAGAAAGUAUUUUGCCACAGCACAUCAUUGAUUCAACAUCAAAGAACUCACACAGGAGAAAAGCCCCAUGAGUGCAAUGAAUGUGGAAAAGCCUUCAGCCACACCCCAGCCUUCAUUCAACACCAGAGAGCUCAUACUGGAGAGAAACACUAUGAGUGUAACGACUGUGGAAAGGCCUUCAACAGGAGUGCACAUCUUACUCAACACCAGAGAACUCACACUGGAGAGAAACCUUGUGUCUGUAAGGAAUGUGGAAAAACCUUCAGCUGAAGUACACACCUUACUGAACAUCUAAAAUUCAUUCUGGUGAGAAACCCUGUCAAUACAAU